Daldinia childiae is the source of this 549-nucleotide messenger RNA. RefSeq lists its product as uncharacterized. The record is from RefSeq and is a predicted model, not a curated record. NCBI's taxonomy places the organism in Eukaryota, Fungi, Ascomycota, Sordariomycetes, Xylariales, Hypoxylaceae. The coding region runs from base 1 to 549 and encodes 182 amino acids. The transcript has a single exon.
AUGAUCCAAAAGUUAACUCCCACACCUUUAACCUCACUUCGUGUCUCUCGUCACUUUAUUCCAGCGCACGGACUUAUCCCCAACACUAGCAUCCAAAACAAACCGCUAUUACACUAUCAUGAGGCUUUUCCUCCCUCAACACUUACCGCAUCUGCCAUAGAGUCACAUCUCACAUCAGUCGGUGUUGUGGAGCCUCAGUGGCGUUUUACAAUGUAUUCUACCACUCACUUCCACUCCACCACACACGAACUGUUGUGCGUUAGUAACGGAAAGGCGAAGCUCUGCUUCGGAGGCGAAGACAACUCCGACAAGGUGGAGAAAGAGGUUGAGAAGGGCGAUGUAUUGGUCGUGCCGGCCGGCGUCGGACAUAGGCUAUUAGAAGAUCUUACAGGUGGAUUUGAGAUGGUGGGUUCCUACUUGAAGGGCUAUAGCUGGGACAUGUGUUACGGCAAGAGGGACGAAGAGACCAAGGUACAGGGUAUUAAAAAUCUGCCAUGGUUCGAGAAAGAUCCGAUCUAUGGAGAUAAGGGACCCGUGCUUGAUAUCUAA